AUGGCGGAGACGAAUAACCCACUCUGGGGGCUCACUGUAAACCCACGGGACGACCUUUUCACUCCCGGUGGAUCUUCGGGUGGAGAGUCUGCAUUACUUGCCAGCCAAGGUUCUCUCAUUGGUUGGGGGACAGACAUCGGAGGCUCAAUUCGAGGACCGUCUCAUAUGAUGGGCCUUUAUGGGUUAAAACCAAGUCAUGGUCGCCUACCCUACUACAAUGUCGCGGUAUCGACUGAAGGUCAAGAGCAUGUACCCUCGGUAGUCGGACCCCUCACGCGCUCCUUGGGUGCUCUCAUUGAUGUGACUAGCAUUGUGAUCGAUUCAGAGCCUUGGAAGCUAGAUCCAAAGUGCAUCAACAUGCCAUGGAAUGCUAAAGCAUUCAACGACGUCCUUUCUCGUCCACUUACCAUCGGCGUGAUUUGGGAUGAUGGCGUCGUCAAGGUCCACCCACCUAUUGCACGCGCUCUGAGAGAGUUUGUAGAGAAAGCAAAGAAUUCCGGACACGAGGUCAUUGAUUGGGACCCAGUGGGGCACGACACAUGCAUCAAUAUACAAGAUCAAUAUUAUACUGCAGAUGGGGGCGAAGAUAUUCGAAGGGAGGUAAACCACGGCGGUGAGCCCCUAUUGCCGUAUGUGCAAGCCCUUGUCGAUCGAGCUCCCGCCAUCUCUGUGUAUGAAUAUUGGCAGUUACAUCGACAAAAGCUCGAAUGUCAAAGAGCCUAUCUGGAGAAGUGGAACAAUACUCGCGCACCCGGUUCUGGAAGAAAAGUGGACGUGCUUCUGGGGCCUGUCAUGCCUCAUUCUGCGGUACCUCAUAACUGUUGUCGGUAUGCAAUCUCUCCCCUGACAGCUAUCAACACAAUAGACCGAACUGAGUUAAUGUAUCAUAGGUGGGUCGGGUACACUAAAGUAUGGAAUUUCCUGGACUAUCCGGCAGUCUCUUUCCCUGUAACCCAGGUCUCGAAGGAUAUCGAUGUUCUCGAUUCGACAUACGUACCCCGGAAUGCUUUUGAUGAGUGGAAUUGGAAGUUGUAUGACCCUGGUCGGAUGGAUAAGCAUCCCAUCGGGUUGCAACUAAUUGCCCAGAGGCAUGGAGAGGAGAAAGUAUUAGCCGCAACUCAAGUUUUAUUGGAGGCAUAUCAUAGAUAA
Alternaria burnsii is the source of this 1149-nucleotide messenger RNA. RefSeq lists its product as uncharacterized. The record is from RefSeq and is a predicted model, not a curated record. The coding region runs from base 1 to 1149 and encodes 382 amino acids. Lineage: Eukaryota; Fungi; Ascomycota; Dothideomycetes; Pleosporales; Pleosporaceae. The transcript has 3 exons.